UCGUCAUUAGUCUUAAUGUUCUUCUUCUCGCCGUGUUACAGGAAGUUAGCCGGCCGCACGCUCUUCAUCACCGGGGGCAGUCGAGGGAUCGGUAAGGCCAUCGCUCUGAAAGCUGCCAGAGAUGGAGCCAACAUCAUCAUCGCCGCCAAGACCGCUGUGCCCCACCCCAAACUGCCGGGAACCAUCUACAGCGCUGCGGAGGAGGUGGAGGCCGCCGGAGGGAAAGCGUUGGCCUGCAUCGUCGACAUUCGCGACGAGCAGCAGAUCGGAGAGGCCGUUCAGAAAGCUGUCGACAAGUUUGGAGGAAUCGACAUCCUGGUGAACAACGCCAGCGCCAUCAGUCUGACAGGAACUCUGGAGACGCCCAUGAAGAAGGUGGACCUGAUGCUGGGAAUCAACCUGAGAGGAACCUACCUGACGUCUAAGAUGGUCCUCCCUCACCUGCUGAAGGGUCACAAUCCUCACAUCCUGAAUCUGUCGCCUCCGCUCAACCUCAACCCCGUCUGGUUCAAGAACCACACAGCGUACACAAUGGCGAAGUACGGUAUGUCCAUGUGCGUCCUGGGAAUGGCCGAAGAGUUCAGAGGUCAAAUCGCUGUCAACGCCCUCUGGCCUAAAACCGCGAUACAGACGGCAGCAAUGGACAUGUUGGGCGGAGACGGAAUUGGGAAACAGUGUCGUACGACUGACAUCAUUGCGGACGCCGCCUACGCAAUCCUGUCCCGAUCGAAGGACUACACAGGUCACUUCCUGGUGGAUGAGGACGUCCUUAAAGAGCAGGGAGUCCAAAACUUCGAUCAGUACGCCGUCCAACCAGGGCACCCCCUGCUGCCAGACUUCUUCCUGGACGACGCACCCGAGACACUGGUGAAAAAGAUGGAGGAACACGGGGCGACCCCAGCCUUCAAACCACCGCCUCCCUCCAGUGGACCAAUAGAAAGCACGUUUGACGCCAUCAGAGGAGUCAUCAACGAAGACGUCGUCAAGACAACACAGGGCAUUUAUCAGUUCGACCUAUCAGGAGAUCACAAAGGCGUUUGGUUCCUGGACUUGAAGAGCGGCGCCGGCAGCGCGGGGCCGGGCCAGCCCGUCAAAGCCGACGUCAUCAUGGCGAUGGACUCGAGCGACUUCAGCAAGAUGUUUGCAGGGGAGCUGAAGCCGACAAUGGCCUUCAUGUCGGGGAAGCUGCGGAUCAAAGGCGACAUGACGCUCGCCCUCAAACUGGAGAAACUGAUGACCCGCAUGAGCAAGGCCAAACUGUGAGACUGAAGCCCCGCCCCCAGACCCACUCAGGCCCCGCCCACCCGCUGUACAUGUUGCCUUAAUAAAAUAAUAAUGAAAUAAUAACAUUUUAAUAAAACCUUAAUAAAAAACUGAAAA
Messenger RNA from Dicentrarchus labrax (European seabass), 1380 nucleotides. RefSeq names its product hydroxysteroid dehydrogenase-like protein 2. The coding region runs from base 16 to 1263 and encodes 415 amino acids. The transcript is spliced from 10 exons. Gene Ontology annotation, cellular component: mitochondrion. The record is from RefSeq and is a predicted model, not a curated record. Lineage: Eukaryota; Metazoa; Chordata; Actinopteri; Moronidae.